UCUAGUAUCGACUUCCGGGUAGUGUAACAGGUACCAUCACACGUACUGAUUAUCGAGAGGUGAAUUAUCACAAUAUAUAGAGGACACACUGUAUUGACUGUCGGACAGGCCAGCUCCUCCUGUAAGAUAAGUUUUUUUCCGUAUAUAUAUUACUGACGGAGGUACAAUCGACGGCCGGGGCAGCAGUAGUUCGUCAAAGAACCAAUAUGGCGACUCCUAAAGACCACACCCUAAUUGACGACAAAGGUGCCCUCACUCCAGUGUUUUCAGAGAUAAAAAGUCAAAAACUGGUUGCCGUCGACUGUGAAGGAGUUAACCUGAGUAGGAAAGGUGAAUUGACCAUCCUAACAAUUGCCACUAAAACAAAGGUUUUUAUCUUCGACGUUUUCAAACUGGGACAAUCUGUAUUCGAUAGCGGCCUUCGUGAAAUUCUAGAGAACAAAUCUAUUGAGAAGUUGAUGUUUGACUGUAGACAAGACUCUGACAGCUUGUGGCACCAGUUCAAGGUUAAACUCACCGGUGUGUUGGACCUGCAGCUCCUCGAUAUCAUCUAUCGCAGAAAUCGCAGACCGAGACGAUCAUAUGUGUCCACCAAAAGAUGUGAAAAGGAUGGAGAGGUAGAAAAUAUAAACGGCUAUAAACGCUGUCUUGAGAAUUACGUGAACGACACAGAACUGCUGAAACAGAAGGAAAAGGGGAACCUAGAACUAAAGGACAACUAUAGAAUAUGGAAGGUUCGACCUCUCACGGAAACUCUCAUCGAUUACUGUGUGGUUGAUGUUGCCGCCAUGUUCCCCAUGUACAGGAAGCUAAAAGAGUCGGACGAUAUUCUUCCCCGACUUACGGUAGCUUCGGAGAAGUAUGCAGAUCUUUGGCGAUGUAUGGAAGAGCGGACAUUCGACAGAUUUGAAUUUAAUGCCUUUCUUCCGCUUGAUGUCAUCCCAGAAGAAGGCACGUUGAGUUUUCCUUUUGCGUCCACCAAAUGUUCCAAGUGUCAUCGGAAGUUUCCUCACGACGAAUUCCGUAACAUACAAUUGAGAAAUGGCACUCAGACGUGUCGCGUCUGUAGGAAGGUCCAACAGCAAAAAUCUCGUCGAUGAUUCACUAAACGAUGUAAACUAAGUCCAACUAAUACAAUCGUAUUAUAUAAGUUACCGAUGUUGACUUCAGUCCUCACACAUAUUGUCAUAUAUUUAAAUCAUACGUGUAGGUAUGAUUACCUCGUAAACAGGGGUUUAACCUAGAAAACCAUCAUUCCUUCAAUGUUUACUGUUUAGAAUAAACCAUUCAUAUAAGUUUAACCAUCCAUAUCUUAAUUUUUAAUGUAAAAUGAAAAAAUGCAAAAAUGAGAAGAUUACCCUGGCUCGACGAAACAUUUUUAGUCCUCUAAAUAUCACGUCGGAUAGAUCAGUUCCACACUCGAUGUUUAAGUUUACUUUCGUUCUCUGUAUCGUGUAUAGAUCAGUCCCACACUCGAUGUUUAAGUUUACUUUCGUUCUCUGUAUCGUGUAUAGAUCAGUCCCACCCUCGUUGUUUAAGUUUACUUUCACUUUCUGUAUCGUGUAUAGAUCAGUCCCACCCUCGUUGUUUAAGUUUACUUUCACUUUCUGUAUCGUGUACAGAUCAGUCCCAACCUCGUUGUUUAAGUUUACUUUCACUUUCUGUAUCGGGGAUAGAUCAGUUCCACCCUCGUUGUUUAAGUUUACUUUCGCUUUCUGUAUCGUGUAUAGAUCAGUCCCACACUCGAUGUUUAAGUUUACUUUCGUUCUCUGUAUCGUGUAUAGAUCAGUCCCACACUCGAUGUUUAAAUUUACUUUCGUUCUUUGUAUCGUUUAUAGUAUUGGACGCGUCUUGGCAAAGACUUUCAUGGGCUGCAUUAAAAUCCGCAGGUUCGCCAAGAUGUGCUUGUAUGGCGAAAUGAUUAAAUGAGCAGGCCCAAGGUCUGAUGUGAAGUUCAGUAAGUUUAGGACUAUUCCCAUUGAACGGCAAUUUGUGUAUUUUGCGCCAUUCCUUGGAGACGGAGACACUGCUAUUGGGUAUUCUAUCAAACUUUCAAAGAUAUAUCUGUACAGUGAUGAAUGUGUUUUCAAAAACAGAGAUUACCGACAUAAUAACGAAAUCAUAAUUCAAACUUGAAAUCUAUUAAACGAGGGAAAAAUAAAAACUAAAUAUCGAUUUGCAUGGACUUUAAUCGACAGACACGUUUUCUGAACCUAAGCUUAACUACCGAUCAACAUGCUCAUAUCUAGUUAUCAUUUUGUGAGUACAUUGUGUGAGAUAAAGAUACGUCCCGUUAUGUCCUGUUAUAUCACUAAUCAUUGACGUCUGUGUCACUGUUAUCAGCUUGUUAAACACUGGACUGAUAUUGUUUACAUUUCACUUUUCAUUUCCAUGAACUACUGUCAUACUCAAUAGAUUGCUGCAUGUAAUAAUUCACUAUAGCUGAUACGCGCUCUGAUAAGGACUGUUAUCGAUGUAAAUACUUUUGUAUUCUGAUAAGAUUUUGUUGUGUUUAUUGAACGGCAUUGAACUUUUUAUUCUCGUCUAGUAAUAGGUAGUAGUAUACGGGACGCUGUUUUACUGUUUAUUCCCGUCUAGUAACAGGUAGUAGUAUACGGGGCGCUGUUUUACUGUUUAUUCCCGUCUAGUAAUAGGUAGUAGUAUACGGGGCGCUGUUUUACAGUUUAUUCCCGUCUAGUAACAGGUAGUAGUAUACGAGGCGCUGUUUUACUGUUUAUUCCCGUCUAGUAACAGGUAGUAGUAUACGGGGCGCUGUUUUACUGUUUAUUCCCGUCUAGUAACAGGUAGUAGUAUACGGGGCGCUGUUUUACUGUUUAUUCCCGUCUAGUAAUAGGUAGUAGUAUACGGGGCGCUGUAUUACUGUUUAUUCCCGUCUAGUAACAGGUAGUAGUAUACGGGGCGCUGUUUUACUGUUUAUUCCCGUCUAGUAACAGGUAGUAGUAUAUAGUAAAGCAGCGCCCCAUAGCAGUAUCCCACUGUUAUCAUAUGUGUAAUUGUCAUAACUUUAUUACAUAUAUGCUAUAUCUACCGCUGUGUGUCGUGGGUACAUGUAGGCCUGGUAUAAAACCAUUUAGAUCGCUUAGUAGUAGAUACACCACAAAACAAAUAUUGAUCAAACAUAUCCAUGAUCAAGAAGUCAGUAAAGUCAGUUAUUUAUCUCUAGGUAAAUCUAUAACCGUUUUGCCAUCGAUCUAUCGAUAUUAAGGUAGAAUUACGGUUUGGUUACUAUGUCGGUAUUCUCUGUUUUUGCCCUUGUUCUAUCGAUAUUGAUGUAGAAUUACGGUUUGGUUACUAUGUCGGUAUUCUCUGUUUUUGCCCUUGUUAUAUCGAGUUUGAGGUAGAAUUACGGUUUGGUUACUAUGUCGGUAUUCUCUGUUUUUGCCUUUGUUCUAUCGAUAUUGAGGUAGAAUUACGGUUUGGUUACUAUGUCGGUAUUCUCUGUUUUUGCCCUUGUUCUAUCGAUAUUGAUGUAGAAUUACGGUUUGGUUACUAUGUCGGUAUUCUCUGUUUUUGCCCUUGUUCUAUCGAGUUUGAGGUAGAAUUACGGUUUGGUUACUAUGUCGGUAUUCUCUGUUUUUGCCUUUGUUCUAUCGAUAUUGAGGUAGAAUUACGGUUUGGUUACUAUGUCGGUAUUCUCUGUUUUUGCCCUUGUUCUAUCGAUAUUGAGGUAGAAUUACGGUUUGGUUACUAUGUCGAUAUUCUCUGUUUUUGCCCUUGUUCUAUCGAGUUUGAGGUAGAAUUACGGUUUGGUUACUAUGUCAGUAUUCCCUGUUUUUGCCCUAUUUAUAUCGAGUUUGAGGUAGAAUUACGGUUUGGUUACUAUGUCGGUAUUCUCUGUUUUUGCCCUGGUUCUAUCGAGUUUGAGGUAGAAUUACGAUUAGGUUGCUAUGUCGGUAAUCUGUUUUUGCCCUUGUUCUAUCGAUAUUGAGGUAGAAUUACGGUUUGGUUACUAUGUCGGUAUUUCCUGUUUUUGCCCUUGUUCUAUCGAUAUUGAGGUAGAAUUACGGUUUGGUUACUAUGUCGGUAUUCUCUGUUUUUGCCCUUGUUCUAUCGAUAUUGAGGUAGAAUUACGGUUUGGUUACUAUGUCGGUAUUUCCUGUUUUUGCCCUUGUUCUAUCGAUAUUGAGGUAGAAUUACGGUUUGGUUACUAUGUCGGUAUUCUCUGUUUUUGUCCUUGUUCUAUCGAGUUUGAGGUAGAAUUACGGUUUGGUUACUUUGUCGGUAUUCUCUGUUUUUGCCCUUGUUCUAUCGAUAUUGAGGUAGAAUUACGGUUUAGUUACUAUGUCGGUAUUCCCUGUUUUUGCCCUUGUUCUAUCGAUAUUGAGGUAGAAUUACGGUUUGGUUACUAUGUCGGUAUUCUCUGUUUUUGCCCUUGUUCUAUCGAUAUUGAGGUAGAAUUACGGUUUGGUUACUAUGUCGGUAUUCUCUGUUUUUACCCUUGUUCUAUCGAGUUUGAGGUAGAAUCAUGGUUUGGUUGCUAUUUCGGUAUUCUCUGUAUAAAUAUUAACCAAAGCCAUCGAUGUUAAUAUAAUCUUUAUUUCAUUCCAAUAUGUAUAUUACGAUGUCAACAGUACAGAAAUGAUGUACAGGAAUAGGAUUCGGAAACAAGUUAAAAAAGCAUUAAACAAACAAACACUUAUAUUAAUCCAUUUUCAAUAGUAAACAUUAGACAUGAUGGAUAGGUUUUCGAAAUAGUUUUGAACAUACAUGUAGUUUGUGAGGUUGUGUGGAGUGUGAAUGGGAUGUGAAAUUGGCAUGAAGGUAGGUUGUGGAAGAAUGACAGUGGAUGUGGUAUUAGGGCAGGGGUUUGGACGGAUAGAUGUCAAAUUCAAAUUCAUUUACUUUUCUUUCCACAUGAUGUAUAGAGAAAACAUGUUUACAAUAUAAUAAUAUAACUAUUGUAGUGUUCGUAGUCGAUACACAGCACUGUUUCCAAACAUAACGUUUACAUUUUAUCAAGGAGGAUUAUUAAUUAUGCCGAUAAAAGUACAUUGUACAUAUUUUCGUUAAUGUUUUAACAUAAGUUGUAUUCAUCAGUUCAUUAAACUUAAUAUUUGGUCUUGACCAAUAAUAUUUGUCUAUAUAUAUACAUUUACGAGCAGAUUAUGUUAUACAUUGCUUUGACAAUCUUUUCAAAUAAAUCAUAAAUACAAUGAACCGA
Molecule: messenger RNA, 5182 nt
Organism: Pecten maximus
Lineage: Eukaryota; Metazoa; Mollusca; Bivalvia; Pectinida; Pectinidae
Product: piRNA biogenesis protein EXD1-like
Exons: 3
Coding region: 207-1100 (297 amino acids)
Biological process (GO): nucleobase-containing compound metabolic process
Molecular function (GO): nucleic acid binding; 3'-5' exonuclease activity
Source: RefSeq, a predicted model, not a curated record